AACGUGCUUGCGCGGCGCCUAAGGCAGCUCCGUAAGCUCAGAGAGAAGCAGCAACUCAUCAUCGUACCGGAGGGGCAGCCCCGACGACCUCGACGCGCGGUCGAACGCAUCGUGCGGACAUCCACGAGCAAGGGGUCACGAUGCCGUCAGUCGACAGCCCGGAGAUGGACGACCUCCUCCUAAAGCUGGCCUUCGCACGCGGCGGCGGCCCCAAGAAGCAAGCGAAGCAAAAGCCGGCGUGGAACGACGCCGUCGAGGCCGUGAGGAGCGCAUAUGGCGGGAAGAAGAAACCAAAGCCGCCCAAGCAGGCCCCGUCGCGGUGGAAGCCAGCGCCGCGGCCCGGGCGGAAGCCGCUCGCGCCGAAGCGCAACGCCCGGCCGGCGAAGAAGCCGGCCAAACCUGAGAAAGUGCUGCCCGAGGUCCCGGGCGCCGAACCCAUGCGGCCGGCCGUUCCCAAGCCGGCGGCGCCGCGGCCGCGCAUGCCGGCGAAGCCCCAGGGCCCGCGGCGGCCCGCCGCGCCCGGCCGCCGCGUCGUCAUCGACCCCGGCCCGCCCGGUAUAAACCCGCGGCCGCCCGCCGGCUGCCCGCCGGCGCGGCCCGAGGCCACGCAGCCGCUCACGGAGGACGCCGCCGCGGCCUUCGUGCGGUUAAAUGGCGGCGGCGAGAUCCGGGGGCUCAAGCUCUUCGAGGACACGGUGAACAUCCGCGUCGAGCUCGACCUCGGCGAACCGGCGGCCCGGGAGGAGGCAACCGCGGAGCCUCCGGAGGAAGCGACUGCCGAGCCCACGUCCGCGCCUAGUACGCUGGAGCGACCGGAGUCUGGGCCCGUCGCAGACGCGCCUGAGGAGUCUCAGCCCGUUUCGGCGCCGACGGAGGCAGCUGAGCCCGUCGCGGCGCCGACGCCGUCGACAGACGAGCCUGAGGAACCCGAGCCCGGCGCCGCACCGACGCCGUCGACGGAAGCGCCCGAGCCCGUCGCCGCGCCGACGCCGUCGGAGGCGAGCAUGGACGGGUCGAUCGUCAUGGCCCUCGCGACGCCGCCGGACGCGCCCGAGGAGCCGGGACAAGCGCCCCGCUUCGCCGUCGGCGCGCGCGUCGAGGCGCGGUUCGAAGCGGGCGAGACGUGGUACGCCGGCGUGAUCGAACGCGUAGACGGGGACGCUUACGACGUCGCCUAUGACGACGGAGAUCACGAGUCGAACGUCGCGGCGGCGCUCGUGCGAGAAGAGGUCGUGACGACGCGGUCGCUCGACGUGGGCCCUACGACCACUUCGCCGGAGCCGUCUGCGCCGGAGCCGACGCCCGAAACAGCAAAACGCCCGGAGCGGACGAUCGACGUCGCCCCGCCGCGCCGGCCGCCGGCGGAGCCGCGCGAGAGCGCGGAGCUCCUGAACGUCGCGGACGCCGUCGCGCCCGAGGAGGACGCGUCGGACGGCGGCACGGCACUCCCUCCGGGCCCGACGGCGACGCAGACGACCGACGGCUACGGCGACGACGACUUCGAGGACUUCACGGAAACAAUAAAACCGGGCGCGCGGACCGUCGGCGCGGCGUCGAAGCUCCAGGACGCUGUGUUGGGGUGGCUCGAAUACAAGCGCUGCGACGCCCCGCCCGAGAAGACGGAGUGGACUUUGAAUGAGGUCCGGGCCUCGGUCUGCGUCGACGGCGAGGUCUCCUCAGCUUCCUUCGAGAAGCUCGGCUGGAAGGUCUGCCACCAGGCGUUGACCCGGUUGCAGGCGCCGAACCGGGGCCCGACGAAGGACCUCGCCGACCGCCUCGCUUCACUACUAACAACUUAA
Molecule: messenger RNA, 1799 nt
Organism: Pelagomonas calceolata
Lineage: Eukaryota; Pelagophyceae; Pelagomonadales; Pelagomonadaceae
Source: the annotation of a GenBank genome assembly